Molecule: messenger RNA, 708 nt
Organism: Acanthosepion pharaonis
Lineage: Eukaryota; Metazoa; Mollusca; Cephalopoda; Sepiida; Sepiidae
Source: the annotation of a GenBank genome assembly
AUGUAUCGUCAACUACAUCCGCGUCGUGGCACUCUCUUUCAUAACAUACACACUAUAACAAACACAAACACGCUCACACACACAGUCUCUCUCUAUGUAUUUCCUUAUCUAUCUAUCUAUCUAUCUAUCUAUCUAUCUAUCUAUCUAUCUAUCUAUCUAUCUAUCUAUUUCCUUAUCUGUCUAUCUAGCUACCUCACAUAUUCUAUCUAUCUAUCUAUCUAUCUAUCUAUCUAUCUAUCUAUCUAUCUAUCUAUCUAUCUAUCUAUUUCCUUAUCUGUCUAUCUAGCUAUUUCACAUAUUCUAUCUAUCUAUCUAUCUAUCUAUCUAUCUAUCUAUCUAGCUAUCUCACAUAUUCUAUCUAUCUAUCUAUCUAUCUAUCUAUCUAUCUAUCUAUCUAUCUAUCUAUCUAUCUAUCUAUGUUCCCCGCCUAUUCCUCUAUCGUCCCAUUCUUUCUCAUCAGUGUUCGUCGCCAUACCCGUCUUCGAAACCAAACUUACAAGACGGCCUGAUUGUCAAAUGAUUGUGAAUUAUGUUCGAAAUGCAAGAGACAUCCAUUCAUUUAACUACUUAAUGUCUACCAUAUUCUUUUUUCGUAGUGCAUUUUUUCUUGAUGAUUUGCCGACUAAUGUCGGCCAAAUAUCGGUGCAGUUACCCAGUCUGUUCAUAUCUAUCUAUCUAUCUAUCUAUCUAUCUAUCUAUCUAUCUUAG